Stylonychia lemnae is the source of this 348-nucleotide messenger RNA. NCBI's taxonomy places the organism in Eukaryota, Ciliophora, Spirotrichea, Sporadotrichida, Oxytrichidae. The record is from the annotation of a GenBank genome assembly.
AUGGACGGAAAAAUCGAUGUUAACAUUACUUUUGACGACAACAACCAAAUCAGAGUGCUCUCAGCGGACAAGUACAGAGAGACCGAAAAUCUUAAGGGAGAGUGCAUUGACUUCUUAAAGAAGAUUAUGAAUUUCAAUGAUAUGGUUUCAACUUUGAUCGAUCUGUUGGAUGCUCAGGCUUAGAAAAUUGAAGACGCAAAGUUAAAGGCUGUAGGUGCAAGAAACAAAAUUGAAGGCGAAGAGGAUAACCGUAGAAAGAGAGAGUUAACUUAUCAAUAUGAUAGUCUAUAAAAGGUUGCUAAUGAACAAAAAUUAACAAUUGAAAAGCUCAGCAACAACGAAUCAUGA